Megalopta genalis is the source of this 1606-nucleotide messenger RNA. It is a transcript of the gene Ing5, whose product is annotated as inhibitor of growth protein 5. The record is from RefSeq and is a predicted model, not a curated record. NCBI's taxonomy places the organism in Eukaryota, Metazoa, Arthropoda, Insecta, Hymenoptera, Halictidae. Gene Ontology annotation, biological process: regulation of DNA-templated transcription. Gene Ontology annotation, cellular component: nucleus.
AGCGUGAUCUCUAUCGCUUUCUACCAUCUACAACCAUCGAUCGCUCAUUGCGAAGUGGUUCCAUAAUUUUUUUUUACCGAUAUCGGCUGAGAUAAAUUUCGCAGAAUACGAAAUCACUCUGAAACGCUUACAUGAAGUGUGCAAUUUUCCUUCGUUUCGCGAUUAAGUGAAGGAAAUCAUGACGACGGCACUGUAUUUGGAGCAUUAUUUAGACAGUUUGGAGCAUUUACCCAUUGAAUUACAAAGGAACUUUACAUUGAUGCGAGAUCUAGACACCAGGGCACAGGGUUUAAUGAAAGAUAUAGACAAAUUAGCAGAUGAUUAUUUAAAAAACAUUAAGAAAGAAUCUCCUGAGAAAAGAAAGGAACAAUUUACACAUAUACAAAAUUUAUUCAAUAAGGCAAAAGAGUAUGGAGAUGACAAAGUUCAAUUAGCAAUACAAACAUAUGAAUUAGUAGAUAAACACAUUAGAAGACUAGAUUCAGAUUUGGCAAGGUUCGAAGCUGAGAUACAGGACAAAGCUUUAAUCAGUAGUAGAGCACAAGAAGAGAACAAUGCUAGUAAAAAGGGUAGAAAAAAGUUGAAAGAGAAGGAGAAACGAAAGAAAGGUGCUGCAGGUGCCAGUAGCGAAGACGAGUUAAAAACAGCUAGGAAGAAACAGAAGAAAGGUGGAUCUGUAGCUUCUGCAUCAUCUGCUGGUGCUGUAGGGAGUGGAGCACAAGUGGAUUCUGGCGCACUUGGGCACCCAGCAGAUGUCUUGGAUAUGCCAGUUGAUCCGAAUGAACCAACAUAUUGUUUGUGUCAUCAGGUCUCUUAUGGAGAAAUGAUUGGUUGUGAUAAUCCUGAUUGUCCCAUAGAAUGGUUCCACUUUGCUUGUGUUGGCUUAACUACGAAACCUAAAGGAAAAUGGUACUGCCCUAAAUGCACGCAAGAUAGAAAAAAGAAAUAGGUCUUAAGGAUCGCGUACAAUUGUUGGUUGUAUUUUAAAGAAAAAGACUCGUACAUUAUUUCUAAAAUUAGCAUAUAUAAACACUUUUCAUGGUUUAACAUGAAAUGAAAUUGAAUUGUAUAAAAAAAGGUAAAAAAUUUGGAAAAAAAAAUGAAACAAGAGGGGAAACAAAAAGAAAGUGCUAAUAGCUGAAUUUAUAUUGAAUCCAACGUUGCUACAAAAGAGUAUAUCUUUUUUUAGGAACAGACGGAUAUUGAAUAUAUUUGUCAUGUAUUGCCGGCAAUGUUAGAUAUAAUGAAAUUACAGCAAAAUGUUAGCUAAUCACAGAAAUGAAGAAUUUGAGAAUCGGCCAUGAUUAUUAUUCUCCCUUCCUAUGUUUCUCUUUUUAGAUGUACAAAGUAGUAAUUUAUUAUAAAGAAUUAAAAUUCAAACAAGAGCUUUACAACUUUCUAUAUCAUUUUUUCGUUGGCCGCUUUUUGAACAUCUGUGAUUCGCUUCUCAAAGUUCUGUCUUUAAACUAAGUAUUGACACGUAAUUAUAGUAUUAAAAUUAAAAUUAUUACUGUUUUUAUAUUUUAUAAAUGUAAAUGACACUGUAUAGAGAGUAAGAUUUUUGUUGAAAUAAAAUAUACAAUAUAAAUAAACUUUUUAUAUAUAA